AAAGUUGUCUCCGCGUCGCUCCGUCGUAAUUAGUUGAUUUUAUAGAGAUAAUUAUUCGUUUGUCGAAAAUAAUUGCUCGAAUCAGUUUCUAUAUCGAACGCGGAACGCGAAUCAGUCAAAGUUUUCGUUCGGGAAAGUGUAUCACGAACGUUCUCUUGUAAAAUCUCGACCGUCUUGGGAAUCGCCGUGCCGGGAACGCGAUGCGCGCUAGAUCUAUUUGAUUAUUUACAUAAAAACUUGUUAAAUUACGAAAAUAAGUACGUGUCGUGGCCUAAAAGUACGGGCUUUACGGGGAUUGAACCAAGAGCAGACCGUUUAAGUAGCUUCCAAUUCGUUUUCUGCCAAUACUUGAAAAUUAGUGAAGGCACGCGUACUUUUCUGGAAAGGGGGAACGACAAAAUGGCGGCGGCAGUUGCGCGGGAAGUUCGGAAGGACUCUGACGUCACAGGCAUCACGAGGAACGAUGGCCAUCUACUAACAGGCGAGCUGAUGGAUGCUUUGACGGGAUCGGACACGCUGAUCGGUGUUUCCUUCCAACACCGACUAAUGGCACCCCAUCUCGGCCAAUUCAUCAGAUUUGCAAGGACUUCCUGUGUGCUUCGACGAGGACGACACGAGCCAAUGACCAGACAUACGCACCCCUUGUCCCGUCGUCGCGACGCUAUGCAGCAUCGAAACAUCUUGAUAGGAUGUCAAGUCAAUUGGAGGAUAGAAAUGAUCGCGGGAAACGAGGCUGUCGAAUCACCGAUGAAUCGAAAAGGAGGAGGAACGUCCGCAUCGUGGGGUGAGUACUUGAAUCGCUCCUAUUUUCUUCGUUCAUCGUUCUUUUCAACUUUAAUCAUGCUUAAUCCGCGUCAUAAAUAACCCGCACGGUGUAAAUAGCUCGGAAAUGUCAAUCUAAAAAUUGGAAGGGUUCGUGAAUAGCUGGUGUGUUUCGACGAAAGAAAAGCCAAUAGCUUGUUGGCUGGUCAAUUCUGAUGGGAACGAUGGAUCGGUUUAAUCGCUCGUUCUCGCCUUUGUUUCAUUCAGAACUAGUUAAUUCUGCACAUUGUUACUCCAUUAUGUUUACGAUUGAACCUUUGAAAGAAUCAGCCUCGCCCAUACGGGGUUCGUGGCGAGAAAAGGGGGAGGUCUUGGUUGGACGGAGGGUGGCGGAACUCUCGACA
Messenger RNA from Osmia lignaria (orchard mason bee), 1166 nucleotides. The record is from RefSeq and is a predicted model, not a curated record. Lineage: Eukaryota; Metazoa; Arthropoda; Insecta; Hymenoptera; Megachilidae.